Messenger RNA from Calidris pugnax (ruff), 1479 nucleotides. It is a transcript of the gene ORC4, whose product is annotated as origin recognition complex subunit 4. The transcript has 14 exons. NCBI's taxonomy places the organism in Eukaryota, Metazoa, Chordata, Aves, Charadriiformes, Scolopacidae. Gene Ontology annotation, biological process: DNA replication initiation; DNA replication. The record is from RefSeq and is a predicted model, not a curated record. Gene Ontology annotation, cellular component: nucleus; nuclear origin of replication recognition complex. Gene Ontology annotation, molecular function: ATP hydrolysis activity; DNA replication origin binding. The coding region runs from base 69 to 1379 and encodes 436 amino acids.
GGGGGCUGCCGGGAGCGGGACGGGAGCGCGCGCGGCUGGGUCCGCCGCCUCAGAGGAAAGCUUCUGCCAUGAGUAAACGUAAGCCAAAGGAGAGCAGUGGAGCAAAUGGAGAAUGCAUUUCAGAGGUGCAAAAAAUUUUACGUGAAAGGUUCUGUCACCAUUAUGUUACUGGAAGACUGUUUGGGGUGGAACGUCAGUACAGACAUCUGCUGGAGCUGCUGAAACGAACUACAGCGCAUGGAGAAAGUAAUUCUGCCCUUAUUAUUGGACCCCGAGGAUCAGGAAAGACUGCGUUAUUAAAUCAUGUCUUAAAAGAGCUCAAGGAAAUGAAACAAGUUAGAGAGAACCUCUUGGAAGUUCAUCUGAAUGGGCUUCUGCAGACUGAUGAUAAAGUGGCCCUGAAGGAGAUCACCAGGCAGUUGCGUCUGGAAAAUGUAGUUGGGGAUAAAGUUUUUGGCAGUUUUGCUGAAAAUCUUGUGUUCCUUCUUGAAGCUUUAAGGAAAGGAGAUCGAACUAGCAGUUGUCCAGUCCUGUUUAUACUGGAUGAAUUUGACUUGUUUGUUCACCACAAGAAUCAGACCCUGCUCUAUAACCUGUUUGAUGUGUCCCAGUCAGCGCAGACCCCGGUAACGGUUAUCGGACUUACGUGUAGACAGGAUAUCCUGGAGCUCUUGGAGAAGAGAGUAAAAUCAAGGUUUUCACACCGACAGAUAUAUUUGAUGAAUUCCUUUGAUUUUAAACAAUACAUCAGGAUAUUCAAGGAGCAGCUUUCUCUUCCUGCGGGAUUUUCUGAUGAGUAUUUUGCACAAACAUGGAAUAAUAAUGUUCAGCAUCUCUCAGAGGAUAAAACAGUGAAAAACAUCCUGCAGGAUCUUUUCCACUACACCAAAGACCUGCGCUCCCUCCAUUUGCUGUUGAUGCUUGCUGUAAGUAACGUUACCGUGCAUCACCCGCUCAUCACUGCCGCAGACCUUCAAGAAGUGAACAAGCAGAUCAGAAUGGACUCAAAAGCAAACAUCGUGCACGGUUUGUCUGUCCUGGAAAUCUGCCUAAUUAUAGCUAUGAAACACUUAAACGAUGUCUAUGAAGGAGAACCGUUUAACUUCCAGAUGGUUUACAAUGAAUUCCAGAAGUUCAUACAAAGGAAGGCACAUUGUAUGAACAACUUCGAGAAGCCGGUCGUCAUGAAGGCAUUUGAACACUUGAUCCAGCUGGAAUUGGUGAAGCCGCUGGAGAGACCGUCGGUUCGCAUGCAGAAGGAGUACCUCCUCAUGAAGCUGCUUCUGGACAACAACCAGAUCAUGGACGCUUUGCAGGUGUAUCCCAACUGCCCCACAGACGUCAAGCAGUGGGCCACCUCCUCCCUCAGCUGGCUCUGAACUUCCCUGGAGCUUGGAGUAGCACUUUUUCUACACCCAAACGUGGUGCCUCCCCCACGGCGGGGGGUGCAGAGUAAUAAAUUUUUGCAAGAAGUUUAAA